CAAACAUCAAAUAAACAAGCAAUCCCAUUCUCAGAAGGAAUCUAUAAAUACUGACAAUUUGCAUUCACCCCAAACAAGAAAAAGAAAAAACCAGCACUAGCUCAAACACAAGCUAUAGAAGCAAGUGCUGUAUUUGAAUCUAUACUUUCCAAAGUUCAUUUGCUGGAAUGAAGAUGGGCAAGGCCUGGGCCUGGUUUUCAUUGUUAGCCAUGGUCAUCAUGGUUUGUGGGUCUCAGGCUCAAGACACAUCCUGCCUGACACAGCUUGUUCCUUGCUUGAGCUACCUCAAUUCAACGUCAACCACCCCACCGAGCAGCUGCUGCAACCCGCUGAAAUCAGUGAUCCAAUCCAACCCACAAUGCCUUUGCAGCAUGAUUACCAGCAAUGCGGGGGGCACGCUGGGCGGUGCCAUCAAUAUGACCCAGGCUCUACUCCUGCCAGCUCGGUGCGGAGAGAGUGUAAAUGCUUCGUCUUGUAACACAGAUCACGCCGGUAAACAUACUGUGCCAAGUUCCGCAAGCAGGUUUUCGUUUGUGAACAUGCUGCUCGCUGCUGGCUUACCAUUGAUCAUACAAAUCAUAUGGGCAUGAAACAUAUUUCUUGUGUUAAUUGCCUGAUAGUUUUGUGAUCCCUAUUAGGGACUUGGAUUUUUUUUCUUUGUUCGAUGUGUCAUGCCUGUAGAGCCUCUAUUAUUGCUGAAUAAAGGUUGAUCCUAGUUUUGAUUUUUAAGAGACUUGCUAGAUGUUUUUUUUUAAUGCCAUAGUAGAAGAGAAGCCUCUGAAUCUGUUCAUCUGAUUGAGUAAAU
Magnolia sinica is the source of this 805-nucleotide messenger RNA. RefSeq names its product non-specific lipid transfer protein GPI-anchored 30-like. The transcript has 3 exons. Gene Ontology annotation, biological process: lipid transport. Gene Ontology annotation, molecular function: lipid binding. The coding region runs from base 168 to 590 and encodes 140 amino acids. The record is from RefSeq and is a predicted model, not a curated record. NCBI's taxonomy places the organism in Eukaryota, Viridiplantae, Streptophyta, Magnoliopsida, Magnoliales, Magnoliaceae.